This is a messenger RNA of Diplodia corticola, 360 nucleotides long. Its product is annotated as major larval glue protein. Lineage: Eukaryota; Fungi; Ascomycota; Dothideomycetes; Botryosphaeriales; Botryosphaeriaceae. The record is from RefSeq and is a predicted model, not a curated record. Bases 1 to 360 code for a protein of 119 amino acids. The transcript is spliced from 2 exons.
AUGAAGUCUUUCCUCGCUGUCAUCAUUGCUGCCGCCGCUGCGCCGGCGCUCGCUGCCAGCAACGCGAGCACCACUGUGAUGGUCACUCCUUGUGCGUCAAGCACAGCAUCGGUGAACGACAUUGUCACGCGCACUCCGGUGAUGAUGGCUUCGCAGAGCACGCCUUGCCCUACGCUGUCGAUUGUCAAGACCAACGGCACGACCAUUACCAUGUCGCAUGACGGGUCUGGAUCUGGAUCCGGAUCGGGAUCCAGUGCUACGACGACUCCCGCCUCUUACACCGGUGCCGCGGUUGCGAACAAUGCGGGCCUGAGCGGCGCCGUCGCCGCUGCGUUCGGAUUGGCUGCUUUCAUCCUGUGA